This is a messenger RNA of Penicillium canescens, 461 nucleotides long. RefSeq lists its product as uncharacterized. Lineage: Eukaryota; Fungi; Ascomycota; Eurotiomycetes; Eurotiales; Aspergillaceae. The record is from RefSeq and is a predicted model, not a curated record. The coding region runs from base 17 to 373 and encodes 118 amino acids. The transcript is spliced from 2 exons.
CGCAGAAGCAUCAAACAUGCCCCCAUCCCAACCCCUGGCGCAGCCCACCUCACGCCGCCUUCUCAUCUUCCAGGAGACGCGCAACCCGCAAAACACAGCCGAGACGGUCUACCUGCCCGUCAACAAGCUGGGCUUGCCCAUCUGUGGGGAAGGGCCUGAGUUGCCGUCGAUUUUGGAAUUGCCGUUGCGAAUCCUGAGGGUUUUCACGGAGAUUUUUAAUCAACCGAAGUAUAAAGGAUGGGCUGUUCUUUCUGCGGGGCCUUAUCACGAUACUUCUGAAGAAGGGAAGUUUUAUGCUGUUGUCUUGGAGCAGAUGCAGCAGGUUUCGGUGCAGGGUUUGCAGCCGGAUAAUAUGAUUCAAAGUACGCCUUGAGAUUGCUUUUGGGACUUGGGGUUUGAUAGACUGGGUUUAUUUCUUUCUCUUUAUGUCUUCGUUUGUAUUGUACAUUUUAUCAUUCGUG